Ceratitis capitata (Mediterranean fruit fly) is the source of this 1716-nucleotide messenger RNA. Its product is annotated as XK-related protein 7. Gene Ontology annotation, biological process: phosphatidylserine exposure on apoptotic cell surface; engulfment of apoptotic cell; apoptotic process involved in development. The coding region runs from base 278 to 1510 and encodes 410 amino acids. The transcript is spliced from 6 exons. NCBI's taxonomy places the organism in Eukaryota, Metazoa, Arthropoda, Insecta, Diptera, Tephritidae. The record is from RefSeq and is a predicted model, not a curated record. Gene Ontology annotation, cellular component: plasma membrane.
UGCCCAUUUAUUUACUUAAUUGUUGUGAUUUUGUUUUGAGCGAAUAUUUAUUGUGCAAUUGCUGUUUAUGGUAUAAUUUGCCAUAAAUAAAUAAACAAUGCUUAGUCUAAAAUACACACCCAUAUGUUGUGCUGCGUUUAAUAAACGAAUGUAAUAUCGCAAAAAAUUUAAAAAUGAACUGAAACGAACUGCGCAGGCGUUUCCCUAUUGAAAUGGUUUAAAUAAAAGCUGCAAUAUUUUUAAAAAAUUAGGUAGUUCCAAAUUUAUACUAGGAAUUAUGGCGACCAAGGAGAGUAUUACUGCCAUUUUAGAAUGGAUAAAAAUCACACACUUUGGCAGUAUGAAUAAAAGCAAUCUACCACAGUGCAUGGAAACGGAGACGGAUGGGAUAUCUACUGAUGAAAUUGAUCUAGAAUCACACCCAUGGAAGGAAAAAACGGUAUCCUGGUGGGAUGUAGGCAUGACAGUGAUUUCUAUAUUAAUACGAGUAAUUGCUGUACUGCUGAAUAUUAAAUUAGCUGUCGACUAUUAUCAGCAAAGAGAGCAAAAUUACUGUGCAUGGACGGUAGCUUGCUUGUUUGUACCGAUGUGUGUCACUUCAUUGAUAUAUGCAAAAAUGUGCCAUCAAGAUAAAAAAUUUGACGGAGGAAUUAGUAAGGCGUCGAGAACUGCUCUGUUAGUUAUAUUUUCAUCACUUUUUCUUCGAUACUGGAACUCCUUAAUAUACUCCCUCAAAUGUAAGCGUUCUGAAUUGCGAGGAAAUCGAGACGAACAAUUAAAGUAUUAUAAAUUGACUAUAAAAGAAGAAAGCGAUAUUUCGUUGAUACGUUUAUUCGAAUGUUUUAUGGAAACGGCUCCACAAAAAAUACUGCAAUUAUCAAUACUAUUAAUGCAAAAAAAUCUAGUAACAGGUACGCAGGUUUUAAGCGUUUCACUUUAUCUGGUGAGCGUACCAUGGACGUUAUUCAGCUAUAAUCGCUGUAUACGUGCUGCACAACCAAAUAAAAAUAAGUUGAGUUAUUGGUAUAUGGCUCCUCAAAUCUGUUGGCAUUUUUGUGUUUCACUUUCGCGUACCCUUUGCAUAACAUUUGUAGUCCUCAUAUUUCCUAUCUGGAUAAUAGUUGCUUGUGUUCAGCACGCAGUCGUAUUGGGCUUCCUUACCUAUAUAGUGGAACGACCUCAAUUUUCCAGCGUCAUUGCUUGUCACAAUUUUCUCUUCUGUAUAGCUUUAGGUUUUGUUUACAUAUUCAUUUACAUUCCAGUCAAGGAGGAGCCAACACGCUAUAAAUACGCUUUAUAUUACCUGAUUUGUUCGUUGGAAAAUUUCACCUGCGUUGGAUUGUUCAUCUUUUAUGCGCCGGGAUAUUUACGACAAUCGGUUGGCUUUUUCUCUACAUUAUGUACCUUAGCUAUUGUCUUUUACUAUGUCGGUAUUUGUUGUAUGUGCAUUUAUUAUACACGUUAUCAUCCGAAUGUGAAGGCAGGGAGAAAUAUGAAAAUUAAUAGUUGAAAUAGGUAAAUACAUAUACAUAUAUUCAUAGGUUGUAGAAUAUACCGAAAUUUCUAAAGUAUUAACAUACAUUCGCAUAAGCAUGUCCUUAGAGCAUACCGUAAACUUUUUAUCCCAAAUUUGUAAUGGGAUAGAUGUUAGAAUUUUAGAAAUGAUAUAAAAAUGUUUAGAUAAACGAUUAUUUACAUAUAUUAAAAUAAUUUUUU